Messenger RNA from Varanus komodoensis (Komodo dragon), 942 nucleotides. RefSeq names its product mitochondrial ribosomal protein S26 (gene MRPS26). The transcript has 4 exons. Bases 82 to 702 code for a protein of 206 amino acids. Lineage: Eukaryota; Metazoa; Chordata; Lepidosauria; Squamata; Varanidae. Gene Ontology annotation, cellular component: mitochondrial small ribosomal subunit. The record is from RefSeq and is a predicted model, not a curated record.
UCGGAAGACUACAUUUCCCGUCGCACCCGCUCCGCUUCCGCGGCGUGCUGUGCCUCCGUUGCCGCCGCCGCCGCCGCCGGCAUGCUGGCGGGGCUGCUCGGGCGGGCCGCGCUGCUCCCGGGCCGGCGCUGCCCGGCGCCGCUCCUGGUGGUCCCCGCGCGGGGCCGGAAGUCCCGCAACGACCCGCCCGCCAAGUCCAAGGCCGGCAGGCUCAACGUGCCGCCGCCCGUCGACCCGGCCGAGCUGCUGGUGGUCACGGCGCGCUACGCGCAGUACCGGCAGGUGGUCCGCGAGAUCAGAGGAGAGUUCAGAGCAGAGUACCGGAGGAAAUGCUACAGCGAGAGAUCCGGGGAGGUGUGGAAGGAGAGGCAGCGAGCCACUGCUGAGGAGCACCAGCGUUUGAUGGCACUGAAUGAUGCGGAGAACAAGCGCCUUCAAGAACUGAGGGAGGAGCGCCUCCGAAAAGAAGCGAUCCUGAAGAAGGAGCGUCGUUUGCAGGGAGCCCAGAACCGGGCCAUGCUUAUGGAAGAAUUCCUCAAGGAGAGGGAGAGCGAGGUCCUGCAACUACAGGAGGAAGCCAAGAACUUCAUCACGCCUGAGAACCUGGAUCAGCGGAUCGAGGAGUGUCUGAACAACCCACGCAGCUACAAUUUCGCCAUUGAUAAAGAAGGAAGGAUAGCCAAGAGGAGUGUCUUGCCCUGAGGAUUUCCUGACAGAGGGAUCUGGGUUUCUGGGAUAACCUGUAUGGGGCCCUCGUGGCCUGUUCCCUCCAGCCAUCAGACGCAUUUCGAGAGAGCAGUGGGGCUGUGUUCACUCCACACUGUCCAAUUCACUUUGAAGAGGGUUUGUCUGGAGCUUUGUGGUUCCAGAUCUUUGCAGACUCUUCUUGGAGGGGAACCCUUCCUGUUUUGCGAGAAUAAAAAGGAAUUGAUUUUGCUGAGA